This is a messenger RNA of Lycium ferocissimum, 1444 nucleotides long. Its product is annotated as CBS domain-containing protein CBSX3, mitochondrial-like. NCBI's taxonomy places the organism in Eukaryota, Viridiplantae, Streptophyta, Magnoliopsida, Solanales, Solanaceae. The transcript is spliced from 8 exons. Bases 558 to 1226 code for a protein of 222 amino acids. The record is from RefSeq and is a predicted model, not a curated record.
AGGUUGUGACCAAGGAAGGCGAAAGCGGAAUGUUGAUCUUCUUUCCAUUUUACAAGAACAAAACUUAUGAAGCAAAUGGAAAUUUGUUGUUCAAUUGUCUGAUGAUGAUAUGCAACCAGCAACAAGCAUCACAUUAUAAAUGCAACCUUUCUCUGUAUAUAAUGUUGUUUAUUUGCCUUAUGAUUGAGCAACACCACAAGAAGACAAUGAACUUCAACUCCUGCACAAAAGACAGCCAAUGUGGAGAAAUUGUUUAGUUCCUUGUCAAAGAAUAUCUCAACUGGAGGCAAAGGAAAAGGGGAAAAGUGGAAACUAAGCGAAAAUGUGAAAGUAGCUACCAAAAAGCUAUGUUCCUAUUAAAUACUUGAUGGCCUCUACAAGAAGUAAAGCAUUAGAAGCAUAAUUCACGUUAACAGACAUGAUCUUUCCUGAUUUACUAGCUCAAGAAAAGAACAAAAAAACGGAAUUCAUAUAAGUAACGGAAGGACAGUACUUGUCCUUGUGCCUGAGACAAAAUUGCCCAGUUGAAGAUAUUUUUUCCUCCUCUUAGGAACACAAUGCAAGGUCUUAUGCGCAUGGUCAGAUCAUGCCAUGAAAAGCUCAAGGUUACAAUUUUACAGCACCCGCAAUUCAAAAGCAUGAGUGAGAUGAACAAAUCAUUCGCAAGAUUUGGACGUGUCAUCUCCUUCCCCACAGUGCAAGGAGAGGAAGAUAAUGACAUAAUGGUACCGGAGUCUUCCACGAUGCGGCAAAAAGGGUUAGAAAAUACAACAGUUGCUGAUGUGUUAAUGAUAAAGGAUGAAGAAAAAGGUAACUCAUGGCUUUGUUGUCGGACAAAUGACACAGCAUAUGAUGCCGUUAAACAAAUGACAGCAAACAACAUCGGAUCUUUGGUGGUUCUAAAGCCUGGAGAGAAUAAACUGAUAGCUGGAAUUAUAACUGAAAGAGACUAUCUGCGCAAGGUAAUUGUACAGGAUAGAUCAACUAAAUACACGAGAGUGGGAGAUAUUAUGACCGAGCAGAGCAAGCUGAUAACAGUUACAUCUGAUACAAAUAUUCUUCAAGCAAUGCAGCUCAUGAGUCACCAUCACAUACGACAUGUUCCGGUGAUCGAUGGAAAGGUGGUAGGCAUGAUAUCUGUUGUAGAUAUUGUCAAAGCAGUGGUGGAUCAACAAACUGGAGAAGUGAAGCAACUGAAUCAAUUCAUCCGAGGAGAUUACUACUGAAAACAUACUGAGCAAGCUACUAACGUCAAAACUUUGUUUGUUGAUACAUGAAAGAUAAUACCAAAACAAUACUGUCGUUUUCUCAGCGUAUUUCUUGCUAUAGCUACUAAAACAAUCUCUUCUGCCCACAAGAAAUUCAUUAGCUGAUACAUGUUGUACCAUAAUUGAUUAAGUGUAUUAUGGACCUGGUGUUGUAAAGGAGUACUUAUUUUUCUUCA